This is a messenger RNA of Silurus meridionalis, 4346 nucleotides long. It is a transcript of the gene dcbld1, whose product is annotated as discoidin, CUB and LCCL domain containing 1. The record is from RefSeq and is a predicted model, not a curated record. The transcript is spliced from 15 exons. NCBI's taxonomy places the organism in Eukaryota, Metazoa, Chordata, Actinopteri, Siluriformes, Siluridae. Bases 1093 to 3339 code for a protein of 748 amino acids.
CGGAAGGCCAAAACGGAGAGAAAGAUAUGCAUAUUUGGAUAAAUAAAAUCCAUAUGACAUUUAUUUCUUCAAAUCGCAAUUCAAUUAAAUUGACUUUUUUUGUUAGCGGGAAAAGGUUGUGUUUGAAAUGCUGAAAACAACCGUUACUUGAGUGUACAGUAUGGAAAUUCAUCAGAGUCAUAGUGCAGUGUCAGCCAUGCUACAGCACCCACUGGAGCGGAGAAGGUCAAGGGCCUUGCUUAAGGGCCCAGUAGUGGAAGCUUGGCAAUGCUGGGGUUUCAACCCUUGACCUUAUUAUCAGCAACUCUGAGCUUUAACAUUUGGAAUGCUAUACUGUACAGGAUACUGAGCUGUACGGAAUGCUGAACUCGAAUUGUUGCUGAAGUGUACAGAAUGCUGAACCAUACAGGGUUUUGAAGUGUAGAGAAUGCCAACCUCGAUUUGUUACUGAAGUGCAUGGAAUGCUGAAAUGUAUGGAAUGCAGAACCCGUCACUGUAGAUUACUGAAUGCUGAUGUAAAGGUGCUUCAUAUUUGUCACAUGUACAUUACAGCACAUUGAAAUUCUUUCUUCACAUAUGCCAGCUAUGUUAGAAAGCUGGGGGCAGAGCGCAAGGCCAGCCAUGAUAAAGCCCCUGGAGCAGAGUAGGUUAAGCGCUAGAGGUCGACCGAUUAAUCGGGCUGAUUGUGCUGCAAUUUAGGCAGACUCGUCUGAGACAACGAGAUCAGAGAAAACGCUGCGGAAAGAAACUAAAGCAGACCGACACUCAAGUCAGCUUGAGAGGACUGAUUGGAAAGACGUUUAAUUAAGGCAAUUUUCUGUAUCAUUUCUUAUUAAUUAGGAAUUCGAUUUUAUGACACGAAGGGGGAAGAAAUUUGCCAUUGGCUGCACUGGUUUCUAAAUAUUGGUGGGGGGGGCCAAAAGUGGCAACUUGACGAUCCUGGGGCUUGAACCCGUGACCUCUGAUCAGUAAUCUGGAGCCUUAACCACUGAGGUACUACUUGUUCCUAAUGAAGUGUUCCACUUGAACAGAAUGCCGAAUUUUAUCGCUGAAGUGUUUGGAAUGCUGAAAUGUUAAUAUUUUACUAUUUACAUGGGGUACCGAAGGGUACAAGAUGCAGAAACUAAAUUGUUACAGAAGUAUCUAGAAUGCUGUAUACACACACUGAAACAUAUGGGAUGUAAUCCAUACACACACAAAAAAAAAGUGUACAGAUUGCAGAGGCGUUCUGGAUACCAAGGAGUACCAGUGCCCCCAGGGGAUGGUUGCGGCCAGUCAGACCUGGGUCCACAGAGUGGUCUCCUGUCCUCGAAGAACUACCCGAACGAGUACCCCAACAACUCGCUGUGCGAGUGGAAGAUCCGCGUCCACGACAGCCUCAGGAUUGUUCUGAAGUUUGAAGAUGUCUCUGUCGAGGGCGUGGACUGCGAGACAGACUAUUUGAAGGUCUUCAAAGAGAGCCAUGGGACGACUUUUGUGUAUUGGCAGUAUUGCGGUGUACCGAAGCCUCACCCCACGGCGGCCAGCCAGCCGCUUUACACAGACGCCAACGAGCUCACCGUCAGCUACCGCACCAGCCGACACUCCUCAGGCAGGGGAUUCCAGCUUUCCUACACCACCAUCAACCGCACAGAGCUGCUGACGUGCGCAGACAAAGGCAGCCAUUUCUCCCUCGUACAAUACAGGAAGUUCUGCCCGGCCGGAUGUGGAGCAGCAGCGGGUGACGUGGCCGGAGACGUUUCUCAGGGCUACAGACACACGUCAGUUCUGUGUAAAGCUGCGGUCCACGCCGGAAUCUUUCCGGACCAGUUUGGUGGAGCGAUCGCAGUAGAGGAGCAUCGCGGACUUCGCUACUACGAGUCGGUCCGAGCCAACGGCAUCCAGUCCAAAACCGGCUCUUUGUCCGAUACGCUCUUCACAUUUGUCACCAAUGACUGUUCCAGACAGAUGGUGCUUCAUCCCGUAUCAACUAGCAAGUCAUGGGACGAUUUUGAUGGCAUUCAAAGCGAUUGGUCCCGAGGCCUCGGUCACUCCGUCUCUCCGACAGGAAUCUGGGACAACGAGUCUGCCAGCAAACACUGGCUCCAGCUCGACCUGGGCGAGAAGAAGAGAAUCACAGGGAUAUUAACUAAGGGCUUAGAUUCCGGCUACUACGUGAAAAGCUACAAGAUCGUGUACAAGGAAAAGAGCCGCUGGCGCACAUACGCUCAGUACAACAGCUCCGAGGAUAUGAUCUUCGAAGGGAACGUAGACAAACUGUAUCAGAAACGCAACACUUUCCACCCGUCCUUCGCCGCACGUUACGUCCGUGUCGUCCCUCUGCAGUGGCACCAGGGGAUCGGGUUGAGCACAGAGCUCCUCGGAUGCACCUACUUUAGAGAUCCUCCAGUAGUGCUCGAAGGAGUCAACGUAACAUCCCAGGUCACCCAGGAGGUUUUGUCCAACCGACCCAAACCGGAGGAAAAGGAAAUCCCUGAACCCCUGCCUCAGUCUGAUCUAGUGAAGCUGAUCAUCAUCGUGGUGUCUGCGGUGCUGUGUGUGGCUCUAGUGCUGGUGUCUGCGAUCUGCGUUUUUAAAGUGCUGCAAAAGAAGAAGAGCAAAGAGAACGGGUACGACGCUGCAGAUCUUCCACAAACAGGUUGCUGGAAGCAGGUGAAACCUCCGUCUGCCAGGCAGCAGUCCACAGAGUUCACCUUCAGCUACAGCUCAGAGAAAGAGCAUCUUCCUAAAAUGGACCUUGUCACCAGCGACAUGGCAGACUACCAGCAGCCGCUGAUGCUCGGCGUAGGGACGGUAUCCAGGAAAGGCUCCACCUUCCGGCCCAUAGACACGGACAAUCCUAAGGAAAAUCUCGGCGAGGCCACUUCUCAUUACGACUACCUGCACACGGCCAAUCAGUACGCCCUCCCCCUGACCAACCAGGAGCCGGAGUAUGCCACGCCCAUCAUCGAGCGCCACACCUUCCGCAAGGACGUGUUUCCGGACCCAAGCUACAGCGUCCCCGGGGUCGUGCUCAGCAAAAGCUCCUCAUUUAAAGCCGCAGACAACGGCAACUACAGAAAGGUGGUGGGAGAAAACCAGUCUGGGGGAUACCAGACACCCCAGGUCAAAAGGGACCGACUGAACCAUUCAGAUGGAGCCAAACCUGGCAGGUCGAACCAUUCUGAGGGGGUUUACGACAGCCCUAAGGGCAGGAAUCCUGCAGUUCUGCAGAACGGAGGCUGUUCGGAAUAUCAGAGACCUCAGGCAAAGGGGUUUUUAGCAACCCGUGACUGCAGGAUCAAUGCUUCCAUCCCACACAGACCCGACCCUGAGGGCAGCAGCCUGAGUGGAACCUGAAAAAAAAAUAAACAUCUCCGGGACCUUCUUAUAACUUAUUUUUUUAUACCAGGGAGUGAUUUUUUUUUUGCAUACCCGUGCUGAAAAAGAUGGCCGUCUCGAUGUGCGAGAGGAAACGUCGAUGCUGUGUGUGUGUGUGUGUGUGUGUGUGUGUGUGUGUGUGUGUGUGUGUGUGUGUGUGUGUGUGUGUGUGUGUUUUAAACUGCUGUGCAAAUUGAAUAUAUUUUGUCUUAAGAGUUUUAUCAGUUUUAUUUUUUUUUUGGAACAGGGUUCUCUUUCUUUCUGCCAUGCAAUCAUGUAUAUUCAGCAUUUCAGAACGAAUGACAGAACGUCGUCUUUUCUUUUUUUUUUUUUUUUUUUUUUAACGCCACUGAUGGUGUUUUAUCUACAGAAGCCCUAAAAUUUUUUCUUUUUUGUUUUCUCUCGACAUAAAAGUUGCUUACUUGUGAUCGUGACUUUAUUUUCUCGUGAUUUCGACAUAAAUGUUGUUUCCUGGUGAUCAGUAUUGAAUUUUUCGGUGUAUUCGGCAUAAAAGCGUGUUCUAAAGGCAUGGACUAUAGCAUAACCAUUUGUGGAGAACAUGUGGAGAAAAUGAAUACGUGAUCACAAGAAAACGGCUUUCAUGUCGAGAUCAAGGGAAAAUUGUGAUCACGAGAAAACGGACUACAAAAAUUUGAACAUCUAGUUUUCUGAGGGUGACGUCAUUUUUUUUUUUUUUUGUUUGUUUGGUUUUUUUUCUUCCUUUGAUUCGCCGAACUGCUCCAAACAGGACUGGUUUCCUCUUUUCCAAGGACACACUUCCUCUGUUUCUCUGAGCCAUAUGCAGUGGUACUGUUGUCAGUGUGACGUUUUGUUUUGUUUUUUUAUCCAGUGUGCAUAUUCCCUAUACAGAUUCAAAAAUGUAUAUUGUGAAGAGAAGACGAAAAGACGGGCGUGGCGUAUUCGAAGCCGCAAAGCUCCGCCUGGGCGUGUGCUGCUGCUGCUGCAUUAAAGAGACUUUAAAGAGA